AGUGGAGCUUUCUCUUCCGGGGCGAGCGUCUGCGCGGUCGCACGUGUUUCUCUUGGUUUAGUUUGAGCCGGCGCUGGCGGAGAAGUGAUUUGAACCGCCGAGCCGGAGCCAUGGAGGGCCAGAACGUGGAGGAGCUGCUGGCAAGGGCGGAGCAGGACGAGGCAGAGAAGUUGCAGCGCAUUACGGUGCACAAAGAACUGGAGCUGGAAUUCGACCUGGGUAACCUGCUGGCCUUGGACCGGAACCCCCCUACGGGCCUGCGGCGCGAGGGACCCACUCCAGAGGCCGAACUGCGGGCUUUGGCGCGGGACAACACGCAACUGCUCAUCAACCAGCUGUGGCAGCUGCCCACGGAGCGCGUGGAGGAGGCGCUGGUGGCGCGGCUGCCGGAGCCCACCACUCGCCUGCCGCGGGAGAAGCCGGUGCCCCGGCCGCGGCCGCUUACACGCUGGCAGCAGUUCGCGCGCCUCAAAGGAAUCCGUCCCAAGAAGAAGACCAAUCUAGUGUGGGACGAGGUGAGCGGCCAGUGGCGGCGCCGCUGGGGCUACCAGCGCGCCCGUGACGACACCAAGGAAUGGCUGAUAGAGAUGCCCGGCAGUGCCGACCCCUUGGAGGACCAGUUUGCCAAGCGGAUUCAGGCUAAGAAGGAACGGGUGGCCAAGAACGAGCUGAACCGGCUGCGUAAUUUAGCUCGCUCGCACAAGACGCAGCUGCCCAGCGCGGCUGGCUUGCACCCUACGGGACACCAGAGUAAGGAGGAGCUGGGCCGCGCCUUGCAGGUGGCCAAGGUCUCCACUGCUUCUGUGGGGCGCUUCCAGGAGCGCCUGCCCAAGGAGAAGGCGCCCCGGGGCUCUGGCAAGAAGAGAAAGUUUCAGCCUCUUUUCGGGGACUUUGCAGCCGAGAAGAAGAGCCAGUUGGAGAUGCUGCGAGUCAUGAACAGCAAAAAGCCUCAGCUGGAUAUAACGAGGGCCACCAAUAAGCAGAUGAGGGAGGAGGAACAGGAGGAGGCAGCCAAGAGGAGGAAAUUGAGCCAAAAGGGCAGGAGAAAGGGGGGCCGGCAGGGGCCAGGGGGCCGGCAGGGCCCUGGAGGCAAGAGGAAAGGGGGUCUGCCCAGCCAAGGAGGGAGGAGGAAAGGAGGCUUGGGAGGCAAGAUGAAUUCCGGGCCGCCUGGCUUGGGUGGCAAGAGGAAAGGAGGUCAACACCAAGGAGGAAAGAGAAGGAAGUAAAUUUCACCCUCGAACCCGCCGGUAAACCAAGAACUACAUUAAAUGUGAAGUUCUAGGUCCUGAAGGAGGGUGCAAACGAAGGUAGCCGUUGCUUCCUUUCUGCUUGAAGUUUAAGGGGUAGGAUUGCCUUCCCCUCGAGAUACUAUGUCAUUGUUGGACUCUGCAAGUUAAUGUUUUUCCCACAACCAAGACUUUGACUGGAAAUUUAAAGAAUGUAAUUGAGGACAUAAGAAUUAGAGAAAGAAUGGUGGAAACUGAGAAUAAGCUCUAUUUUUAAACAACCACCUUUUUUUUUUUUUUUAAACUUUGGAUAUGGUGUGAGGGAGAGUUGGUCAUGUUUCAGAGACUAGGUUGAUUUUGUCAUUUUUCUAAAAAGCUUGUGUACUUAUCAAAGCGGAUGGCAAUGGAUAUACACAUUACAUUUUCAGAACUGGCCUUACAAGUAACUUGUAAAGUUAUUUAACAGAACUAUGUAUCUAAUGUUGCUUUUAACUGUUUGGCUGUUGGUAGAAAUCUUAAGUAAAUUCGUACCUAGAACAAAUUAUUUUCAUUUAUUUCUAAAAAAACAAAGCAGCUAUAUUGUCUUGAUUUCAGCAGACCACUUUUUAAGAAAUACUUCUUUUGGUAUCAUAAUAUUGAAAGUGUAGUACAACUGGUGUCAGAAGAGAUUUAAUGCUUUUCGACACUGAAAACAUUGAUUUUACUAUAAUAAAUUUGGGCUUAACUAAA
Messenger RNA from Pteropus alecto (black flying fox), 1955 nucleotides. RefSeq names its product ribosome biogenesis regulator homolog (gene RRS1). Lineage: Eukaryota; Metazoa; Chordata; Mammalia; Chiroptera; Pteropodidae. Gene Ontology annotation, molecular function: protein binding. Bases 111 to 1226 code for a protein of 371 amino acids. Gene Ontology annotation, cellular component: nucleus; preribosome, large subunit precursor; nucleolus. Gene Ontology annotation, biological process: ribosome biogenesis; ribosomal large subunit export from nucleus; endonucleolytic cleavage in ITS1 to separate SSU-rRNA from 5.8S rRNA and LSU-rRNA from tricistronic rRNA transcript (SSU-rRNA, 5.8S rRNA, LSU-rRNA). The transcript has a single exon. The record is from RefSeq and is a predicted model, not a curated record.